This is a messenger RNA of Hydra vulgaris (swiftwater hydra), 945 nucleotides long. RefSeq names its product myc proto-oncogene protein (gene myc1). Lineage: Eukaryota; Metazoa; Cnidaria; Hydrozoa; Anthoathecata; Hydridae. Gene Ontology annotation, biological process: regulation of transcription by RNA polymerase II. The record is from RefSeq and is marked provisional. Gene Ontology annotation, molecular function: protein dimerization activity; RNA polymerase II cis-regulatory region sequence-specific DNA binding; DNA-binding transcription factor activity, RNA polymerase II-specific.
AUGUAUUUUGAGAAGACAUUUAAUACAGAUAUUGAGUUGGAGACGCCUCCUAUGACACCAUCUUUCGGAGAAACUAUGUUUAGUGAAUUUGGUUUUGAUGCGGAACUACUAUCUUUUAAUUUUGCACUUCAAGAUCUUGCAGAUGGUUUAAUAAUUUCAAGUGUUUUUCCUUCAGAAGUACUGCGAGACGAUUGUAUGUGGGGUGAAAGUGAUUUCAAAUUCUCCAACUCACUAGAUUCUAGACAUUCUAGGUCAUUGCUAGUGACACCAAUUAAUUUUGCUUUAAAUCCUUCGCCAUUUCCAACUAAUGAUGAUCCAUGUUGUGAUACCUCUAACGAAUAUUCGAUAUUAACUCCGGUUGAUACAGAAAGCGAGGACGAAGUUGAUGUAGUUGGAAUAAGCGAUGGGUCGGUGCUAUGUGGAAACGAAGACAACUCUUUAGAAAGAAAUUCUUCAUUUCUUCCGCCUUUUGACAACAUCUGCUCUCAAACUAGUAACAAUACUGAAAGUUGCUUCGCAACAUCUUUUUUUGCCGAACAUUUUCUUUUUGAUAAAAGAAAAGGUUUAACGUUGAAAAGAAUGAAAACAUCAAGAUCAAAAGCCAAAAGGUUUAAUAACUGCUAUUCUUCCGACGAUAACUCAAACGGUUCGUUAAGUCCUCGACCUCUCGAAAACCGGAAAACUCACAAUCAUUUAGAGAGAAAGAGAAGAGACGAGUUAAAACGCAAAUUCGAUGACUUGCGAAAAUCGUUGCCAGAACUUGAGCUUCACGAAAAGGCUCCUAAAGUGAUUAUCCUUACUAAGGGCAUAGAUCACAUAAAACAACUUGAAAAUGAAGAUAAAAAAUUAACAAUUCAAAAAAACUUAUUAAAAUCGAUAAAUUCCAUGUUGUCAAAAAAACUUAAGAUGCUCACGCGUCAAGAAGAAAUGAAGUUUCGGUUUUAA